Molecule: messenger RNA, 1323 nt
Organism: Eimeria maxima
Lineage: Eukaryota; Apicomplexa; Conoidasida; Eucoccidiorida; Eimeriidae
Exons: 13
Coding region: 1-1323 (440 amino acids)
Source: RefSeq, a predicted model, not a curated record
AUGAGAGCCUACGGCGCGGCACUCGUUGCCGCCUGCUCUAUUGUGAGCAGUCGGGCAACGGACAUUCUGGAAGGGCCUGAGUUUAUCGAUGUCCUCCUUCCAGAAGUUGGCCACGUGUUUGGAGUGACUUCCGCCCAUCACACAACUCUCGAGGAAAUGAACUUGCGAGUUCAAGAUGUAUACGUCCUUCCGCCUGCACCUAAAUUGGAGGAUUGCCUUUCUGCUCUCGUUGGGAUUCCGAUAACCCACCAGGUCAAGCCAUUCUCCGAUUCUGUCAGCAUGCUUGAUGUCAAGCCAUACCAAAACGCACAACUGAAGAUCGCAGAGGCGCGCGCUGCGGAACUAGCAGCUUCUGUUGCACCACUAGUGGCCCUUGCACCAAAAUCCAAGUUCUACAAGUCGGCCUCCCUCUCAAGUCUCAGCAUCGAGAUCGCUCCCGGUCCUUACCAGUCCAUGCUUUAUGCGAUUGUCCAGGCACUUGUUUAUGCCAUUCUUGUCCCCGGAGCCCUCAGAGGCAUCCGCAGUGGGAGGUCAACUGCCCACGCCCAAAAGAUGCUGUUGGGCACGGCAUUCUUUGUUUUCCAUUCUGCCGGCAUUGUUAUUCUCCAAAACGUGUUGUCCCUGAGAGCACUCAUCGCCAUUCCGGUGUCUUUGGCCUUGGGCCUUGCCGCCAUGAUGCUUGCACUGAGAAGCAUGGACUCCGUUGAACAGCUUCACAAAGUUCGAGCCCACCUUCCACAUACGCAUGGAAUGGAAAGAGAGCCUCUCGCAUGGUGUGCAUGCAUGAAACUGUACUGCAUCUUGCUGGCCAAUAUGUCCUACCACUUACUUUCAAGCUUAAUGCCUUACCGAUAUGGUUUGGCAGGGAUCAUUACCGGCAACGUCAUGUUGGCUGGGCUGCUCUAUUUGGGAUACCUCGUGGUUGUAGCGUCUCUAGUGUUCCGCAAAAUAAGAGAAGAUCCUGACAGCCGAAAAGUGCAAUGCCGCAUUGUUUCCCUCAAUUGUGCAUACAUAGCCGCCUCAGGUGUAUCCUUCUACACUAACUUGAUUGCGGUAUACUGCGGAGUUGGUGACUUUGUCGCCCUCGAGCCAGCCGUAUUCUUCACUGCCAACCGGAUCUUUGAGCUUAACUUGGGAACCAUCAUUGCGAUCAUCGCCCUUCUGGCUAUGUGGGGCAUGGCAUAUCAUGAACAAAGUCAAAUGGACGAGAGUGGAAAGAAUGUAUCAUCGAUGUCUUCUGUGGCCUUGUCCACUCACGAAGAAUCUCGCAGGGCUCUCGAAGAAGCGCUCCACGAGAUGCGCACUGGCGCGUACAAAGAGUGA